Carassius carassius (crucian carp) is the source of this 1257-nucleotide messenger RNA. RefSeq names its product protein SSXT-like. Gene Ontology annotation, molecular function: transcription coactivator activity. NCBI's taxonomy places the organism in Eukaryota, Metazoa, Chordata, Actinopteri, Cypriniformes, Cyprinidae. Gene Ontology annotation, cellular component: nucleus. The record is from RefSeq and is a predicted model, not a curated record. Bases 91 to 1197 code for a protein of 368 amino acids. The transcript has 10 exons. Gene Ontology annotation, biological process: positive regulation of transcription by RNA polymerase II.
UGGUUGGUUCUGGUUCCGCGCGUCCGUUCGCGAUCAGUGUGUGUGUAUUGACUGAACGGUAACGGUGAUCUCAAAUCACGGUUCAAUAACAUGUCUGUGGCUUUCGCUCCGCACCGGCAGCGCGCCAAGGGCGAUAUAACACCUGCCGGGAUACAGAAGUUAUUGGAUGAAAACAAUCACUUGAUUCAGUGCAUCAUGGACUUCCAGAGUAAAGGAAAAACAGCUGAAUGUUCACACUAUCAGCAGAUGCUGCACAGAAAUCUAGUGUAUCUGGCCACAAUAGCAGACUCCAAUCAGAACAUGCAGUCUCUGCUGCCCGCCCCUCCCAGUCAGAACAUGGCCAUCAAUCAGAGUGGAGCAAGUCCACAGCUGCCCCACGGUCACAGUAUGCCAUCAGACGGGCCGCCCGCAGCACACAUGCAGAGCCAGAUGAACGGACAGAUGCCAGGUCCAAACCACAUGUCGAUGCAGGGCCCGGGGCCCAACCAGACCCCCAGCAUACCCAGCGGCUCCAUGAACAUGACACCCAGCAGCCACGGCUCCAUGGGGGCGUAUAACCACACAGUGCCCUCCUCGCAGGGAAUACAGUCACAGGGGCAGAUGAACAUGAGCCAGGGCCAGCCCAUGGGCAACUACGGCCCUCGGCCCAACAUGAGCAUGCAGCCCAAUCAGGGGCCGAUGAUGCACCAGCAGGCUCCUUCCCAACAGUACAGCAUGCCCCCCUCUGGAGGCAGCGGGCAGCAUUACCAGGGGCAGCAGAACCCCAUGGGCAUGAUGGGGCAAGGCAAUCACGUGAUCGCACAGAGGCCCAUGCCCCCCUACAGGCCGCCACAUCAAGGACCUCCUCAGCAGUAUCCUGGUCAAGAGGAAUACUACACGGAGCAAUACAGCCACGCAGGACAGGGAGCGUCAGAGGGAAGUGCACAGUACGGUCAGCAGCAAGAGGCGUAUCCGCAGGCCCCCCCGCAGCAGCAGACGUACCCCCCGCAGCAGCAGUACACGGGACAGCAGGCUUACCCCGGACAGCAGCAGGCCUAUGCUGCGUCUCAGGGCGCUCCGAGUCAGUACCCCAACUAUCCCCAGAGUCAAGGGCAGCAGUAUUCGGCCUACAGACCGCCUCAGCCCGGACCCCCACAGGGACAGCCCCAGCGCCCCUAUGCUUUUGACCAGGGGCAGUAUGCCAACUACCAGCAGUAGAUGACGAGCUUUUGACUUCCCGACCAAGUAUUUCCAGUUUGGAGCUGUGUGUGAUCUGAA